UGUACUUGAGUUCUUUCCUUAUUCCUUCCAGUUCUUUACAAAAGCGUGCAAGAGCGAUCUCCACUUGUUAAAAAUGGCGAAACGUACAAAGAAGGUAGGAAUCACCGGAAAAUAUGGCACCCGUUACGGUGCUUCUCUUAGGAAAAUGGUUAAGAAAAUGGAAAUUACCCAACACAGCAAGUAUACUUGCUCGUUUUGUGGUAAGGAGGCCAUGAAGCGUAGUGUCGUAGGAAUCUGGUCCUGCAAACGAUGCAAAAGGACUGUUGCUGGUGGUGCGUGGGUAUAUUCUACGACAGCCGCUGCUUCAGUAAGAUCAGCUGUACGUAGAUUACGUGAAGUUAAAGAACAGUAAAUGUAUGUAAUAAAUAUCUUUUUAACUUA
Molecule: messenger RNA, 381 nt
Organism: Cyphomyrmex costatus
Lineage: Eukaryota; Metazoa; Arthropoda; Insecta; Hymenoptera; Formicidae
Gene: RpL37A
Product: ribosomal protein L37A
Exons: 3
Coding region: 74-352 (92 amino acids)
Biological process (GO): translation
Cellular component (GO): ribosome
Molecular function (GO): structural constituent of ribosome
Source: RefSeq, a predicted model, not a curated record